AUGAACCCUCUGACAGGACUAGUAACUGCUCGAAGUCUCCAGAUGGGCCACAAGUGGGAUUUGGUAGCCUGUAAGCUGAACCAGGCUGUUUUUGCCCCUCAGAUAAAAGCUGGCAUCGAAACUCGCUCAGAAGCCAAAAUCAGCGGACUUCUGUGGACCGGGUUAGCACUGCUAUCUGUUCAGGGCGGGGCACUGGCCUGGCUCACUUGGUGGGUGUACUCCUGGGAUAUUAUGGAACCAGUGACAUACUUCAUCACAUUUACAAAUUCCAUGGUCUUUUUUGCAUACUUUAUCGUCACUCGACAGGAUUAUACUUACUCAGCUGUUAAGAGUAGGCAGUUUCUUCACUUCUUCCAUAAGAAAUCAAAGAAACAGCAUUUUGAUGUGGUGCAGUACAACAAGUUAAAAGAAGAUCUUGCUAAGGCCACGGAAUCCCUGAAACAGGUGCGCCACUCUCUCUGUUAUGCAAAGAGAGGAACUCAGUGAAGAGAAUUAAUCUUACAUUUUUUGAAUGUCAUUGAAUUUUUCCAGUAUGUGUUGAUUCUGCACCUUAGAAACUGGAACUUUUCGAGUCCCAUAGUUCCUUUGAAUUUGAUCGUUUCAGUCUCUUUUGUUAAUUAAAAGAAAAAUGCUUGCAAAAACACAGGUA
Messenger RNA from Leptonychotes weddellii (Weddell seal), 649 nucleotides. The record is from RefSeq and is a predicted model, not a curated record. Lineage: Eukaryota; Metazoa; Chordata; Mammalia; Carnivora; Phocidae.